Messenger RNA from Corticium candelabrum, 682 nucleotides. RefSeq names its product nephrocystin-3-like. Bases 15 to 608 code for a protein of 197 amino acids. Gene Ontology annotation, molecular function: protein binding. The transcript is spliced from 5 exons. NCBI's taxonomy places the organism in Eukaryota, Metazoa, Porifera, Homoscleromorpha, Homosclerophorida, Plakinidae. The record is from RefSeq and is a predicted model, not a curated record.
AAAAAUGGGGAAAGAUGUCUGCUGCAAUAGAGAACUUUGAAAAGAGUUUAACUUUGAAGAGAAAUCAGUCAGAUGUCAACGAGUUGGCGAUAUCCAUCACUAUCACAAAUCUUGCAUUCUGUUAUCAAACGAGUGGACAACUAGACCGAGCUCUCGUGUUGUAUGAAGAAGCGUUCACAAUCAGAACAAAAGUCUUACCGUCUUUUCAUCCGUCAUUAGCUUUGGUAAUGAGACGUCUUUCUUCCUGCUACCUUCAGCAAGGACGGGUGGAUCGUGCGAUGCUGUUGGCCAUGGAUGCUUUAGAUGUAGCGUCAUCAUCGUUGCCCAGCAAACAUCCCGACUUGGGAUGGUAUUUGAACUCAGCUGCUUCAUGUCAUCGCAAUUCAAGAUCGUUUGAUGAAGCUAUUCGAUUGUAUAAAAGAGCGGCAGAUAUUUUCAGUCAUCACCUGCGUACAGAGGCCGCCUCACUAUCUGUCGUGAAUCAUAACCUCGCUGUGCUGUAUAAUAAAUUUGGACAAAAUGACAAAGCGGUGGAACUCAUAACAGAAAGUAUAAAAAUCCAGAAAGAAACCCUACCUGAAAACCAUCCGAGCAUUGCUCAUUGUUAGUAUUUGUUACUGUUGGUUUAAAUUAAGUCUUGUUUUGUUUGUUAUCGAUAUAGCGUGAUGAUGUGUAUUUGUGU